Lodderomyces beijingensis is the source of this 5280-nucleotide messenger RNA. The record is from the annotation of a GenBank genome assembly. Lineage: Eukaryota; Fungi; Ascomycota; Pichiomycetes; Serinales; Debaryomycetaceae.
AUGCCUGAUCCUAAGUCAGCGAUAAGCAGCAACGAAUAUGCUUUUCCUCGAGGUGGGUCUUCGGCAUUGACGCCGUUGGAAGUCAAGGAGAUUGCCAACGAGGCCACGAAGGAUGUCUUGUUUGAAGUUGCCAAUGUGAAUAAGAAACGGCAAGGUGAUCAGAGUCUGGAUAAGCAGCCCACGAGGAAGAAAGCGCGCAGGAGUAACAAGAAAGGCUCUAGUAAAGUUGACGAAGAAGGUGGUGGAGAUGGCGACGAGGAAGGGGAAAAGGUUUCCAUUGAAUAUCUCAACUUCAAGAAUCUCACUCCACGAUCCGUGGUAUUUGGUCAGAUUGCAGCCAUCAACAAGUUGGACAUCGUGCUAGCACUCGAGAAUAACCUCGUGGGGUAUAUACCUAUAACUUCCAUCAGUUCGGUAAUCAGUGAGCUCAUUGAAAAAUUUGAAGAGGAAAGUGAAGACGAAGAAGAAGAAGACGAUGAUGAUGAUGACGGAGAAAAUGGCGAUGAAAGUACCAGUGCAACGACAUUUGCCUCCAAAGCAGAGAAGAAGUUCCCCGAGUUGAAAAGUAUGUUCCAAGUUGGCUCCUGGUUGAAAGCCAAGGUGGUGGAAAACGAGCAUACCUCCAGCAAGAAGAAACGGAUCGAGCUCACCAUCGAGCCGAAAGAAGUAAACUCGAGCAUCGAAAUAGACGACGACUUUGUGGUGGGGAACGUGUUGCAGUGUUUUGUCAAGUCCAUCGAAGACCACGGUGUGAUUUUGGACCCGGGCAUCGCUGGGUAUUCAGCGUUUAUGUCGAAUAAAGAAUUAACGACUGCAGGCAUCGAUUCAAAAGAGCUUCUUCAACUGGGAUCAGUUCUUGCCACCACGAUAGUUUGCAAACCAUCAGGGAGAAUAAUCACCGUCAAGCCCGUGAACCUGGCGGGUAAAAAACCCGCUGUUGUGUCGACGAUUGCCUCGGUCGAUUCGAUCCAGCCCGGUAUAGUCGCAGACGCAUUGGUUAGCGAGAUCACCGAGGAUGGAAUCGUUGCCAAAGUUUUCGGAUUGGUGGAUGCAAGCAUCAACUUGGCACAAUUGCACAACUUUAGCGUGUCGGAUUUGAAACACAAGUAUGCCAUUGGCAGCAACAUCAAGACUAGGAUCCUUGCCGUUUUGACCAGGAACGGGGUCAAAAAAUUGAUUCUCUCUUUACUCCCCAGCAUAAUGCAAUUGAAUGAUGGAACAAGGAAACAAGAGGCACUUGAAGCUUUUCCUAUUGGCCAUGUGUUUGAUGAGGUGCAAGUGAUUGGCUCCGACCGAAGUUACGUCUUUACUGAGUUUGGCUCAAAGUCGCUCUUGGGGCAAGUUCAUCUUUCACACCUUGGCGACGAUAAGAGCUUGCUCGACUAUGCCGUGGGCAGCAAACACCGGGCAAGAGUGAUUGGCUAUAACACCAUUGAUUGCUUGGUUGUGCUCACGUUUGACGAAAAGACUAUCGAUGCCGAUUACCUCAACGUUAGAGAUAUACCCUUGGGUACCCUACUAUCCAACUGUGAAAUUUCAAAAGUGCUCCCUGACAGUGGAGGAAUCAAUGUCAAGAUUAAUAAUGAGUUUUCAGGUCUUGUCCCUGCUAAUCAAAUGUCGGAUAUCAAGCUACUUUACCCGGAGAGAAAAUUCAGAGUCGGCGCCAAGGUGAAAGGAAGGCUUCUUGCGCAUAGAGGCAAGAUGCCGUUAAUUACCUUGAGAAAGGCCUUGGUUAACCUUGAAGAUGACGAGAUUCUUCUGAGUUUCGACGAGGCUAAAAUUGGGUUCAAGACCAACGCUAUAGUAGACAAAUUUGUUCAUGGAGGUGUAAUUGUUUCAUUCUUUGGAAUACUCAAGGCAUUCUUGCCCAAGACUGAAAUCUCAGAGACUUUUGUCGAUGAUGCCAGCAAAUACUUGAAAUUAGGUCAAAUUGUUAAAGUGAAAAUUUUAGAUAUCAACCAGGAGCAAAAGAGACUUGUGGUUACAUUGAAGCAGUCGAACGAGUUGUCCUUGGCUCAGCAAAGUGAAAUCUCGCAGUUGCUCCCUGGAAGAUCUAUUGUUGACGCCGUUGUGGUUGAGAGAAAGAACAAUGCAGUCCUAAUUGAGCUCGAAGGGUCAAACUUGCGAGGAGUUAUCAAUGAUGGCCAGCUCUCCGAUGGCAACUACGAGCUGAAUCGAGCCUUGUUUAAAAAGAUUGAGAUUUCCAGCAAGAUUAGCGUUUUGGUGUUGGAAAAAGAUUUGAAAGCCAGGACAGUUAUCGCCACUGCGAAGAAGUCGUUGAUCGAUGCCGCUAAAAGAGAUCAGCUUCCACUCGAUUUCGACGACAUUCAACUCAACCGAGUCGUCAAGGGGUACAUCAAAUCGGUGACGAAUUUGGGAUUGUUUGUGGCAUUCACGGGUAAAUUGACGGGGUUGAUCUUGGCCAAAUACGCCACCAAGACCGCUAAUGAAGACUUGUCAAAGAAAUUCCACAAGUACCAGUCGAUAACAUGUAAGGUGUUGAGCAUCGACAAGGAAAACAAGAGGUUUUUGUUGGCCUUGUCCAACUCCAAUGAGUUGAACGAUGAAGAUUUGGUGAAUCCCGUUGACACUACCAAGACCAUCGUGGCAGACUAUGCACCCGGUGUCAUUACCAAGGCAAUCAUCAAAUCGGUCAAAGGCACGCAGUUGAAUGUGCAAAUGGCUGAUAAUUUGCAAGGACGGGUAGACAUUACUCAAUGCUUCCAAAGCAUCAAAGACGUCAAGAACAAGUUUCAACCGUUGGCAGCAUUCCAUAAAGGUGAAGUGGUGUCAGUUAAAGUCAUUGGUGUCCACGAUGCCAAAAACCAUACUUUUUUGCCCAUCACGCAUAAGCGUGCCAACAAAUACACCAUUUUGGAACUCUCUAUAAACGACUUGGACGCCAAUGGCAAGAACUCGAAUGGAUCGGAGUUGAAGUUUCAAGAUAUCAAACCGGGUCAAGAGUUUUUGGCGUUUGUCAAUAACAUUGACCGCGGUUUCGUUUGGGUAUCGAUCUCGCUUUCCAUCAGGGGCCGCAUCUCGUUUCUCGAUUUGACUAACGAUGGCUCGGUUUUUCAUGACUUUGAGAACAAGUACCCCAUGGGCACUGCUAUUCAAGUCCGAGUCAAGCACGUGGACGAGGAGCACAAGACCUUGUCUCUUGUGGCUAGAGACAAUUUCGUUUCGUCGAUUGACGAUGUUGAACAAGGCCAUAUUUACCCUGGCCGGGUGGUCAAGGUUAAAGACAGCUAUGUUUUGGUUGACCUUGGCGACAAAGUAGUUGCUUCGUCAUUCAUCACUGAUGCGUUGAAUGACUAUAGUGACAAGUUGACGCAUGCGUUCCGCAAUAAUGAAUAUGUCGCCGCCAAGGUUUUGGAUGUCGAUAAGGAGAACAACAAGAUCUCGGUCUCGUUGAGAGAUGAGCAACACGCCGCUGACAAGACCAUCAACACAGUUGAAGAUCUCUCUCGCGGCCAAGUUGUCAAGGGUUUCAUCAAGAAUGUGGCCAAUAACGGUGUUUACAUUUCCUUGGGAAGAGCAGUGCAUGCUUUAGUGCGGGUCUCCGACCUAAGCGAUGCGUAUUUGAAAGAUUGGAAGAAAUUCUUUAAGCCUAAUCAGUCGGUUGUUGGCAAGAUUAUCAAUUGCAAAGAACAAGGCAAAGUUUUGAUGACGUUGAAGGAGAGUGAAGUCAAUGGCGAUUUGAACAUUUUGAAAAACUUUGAUGAUUUGGCCGUGGGGGAUAUUUUCGAAGGUACCGUGACCAAGACGACUGAUUUCGGGGUGUUUGUGAAACUCGAUGGCACGGUGAACAUCAGUGGGUUAUGUCACCACUCUCAAGUUGCUGAGACUGACAUUGCAGAUGUGAGCAAGUUGUUUGGAGAAGGCGAUCGCGUCAAGGUUAAGCUAUUGAAGAUUGAUCCUGUAAAGAAACAAUUGUCGUUGGGAAUGAAGGCAUCUUAUUUUGCCGAGGGAGGUAGUGGUGAAGCUGAAAACGAAGACGUUGAGAUGGAAGAUGCUGUAGAUAGGGAGGAGGAGGAGGAGGAGGAGGAGGAGGAGGAAGAGGAAGAUGAAGACGAAGACGACGAAAGUGGGGAUGAAGAUGAAGACGAAGACGUAAUCAUUGCCCCAGAAAAUGACGACAAGGAAUCGGGAGCAGAAGAAGAUGAUGAUGAAGAAGAUGAAGAAGAAGAUGUAUCAUCUACUGCAAUCACAGGAUUAUCAACCAACGGAUUUGACUGGACAGCGUCGAUCUUGGACCAAACCAGAGCUGACAGCAACGACAACGACGAUGAUGAUGACGACGACGAUGACGAUUUAUCAGCCGAUGAGGAUGAACCAAACGCAAAGAGCAAGAAGAAAAACAAAAGCAAAAAGAACCAAGCGAGACACGUUGAGGACAAGACCAUUGAUCUCAACACUCGUGCGCCGCAAUCGACCUCCGAUUUCGAGCGGCUCUUGAUCGGCAACCCCAACAGCUCCAUCUUGUGGAUGAACUACAUGUCCUUCAAUCUCCAGUUGAGUGAGAUUGACAAGGCGCGCGAAAUCGGGGAGCGUGCUUUAGAGACGAUCAAUUAUCGGGAAGAACAGGAGAAAUUGAACAUUUGGAUCGCCAUGUUGAACUUGGAGAAUAGUUUCGGCAGCGAGGAAAGCUUAGCGUUGGUGUUUAAGAAAUCGUGUCAGUACAUGGACUCGUUCAUCAUGCAUCAGAAAUUGGUCAAUAUCUACAUCAUGAGUGAGAAAUUCCACGAGGCCGAUGAGUUGUUCCAGGCGAUGGUUAAGAAAUUCGGCAAGGACCACGUUUUGACGUGGGUUAUAUAUGCGUCGUUCUUGUUGGAUCAAGACCAGGACCAAGCGCUGAACAAGGUGCACCAGUUGCUUGCGCGGGCAUUGAAGUCUUUACCGAAGCGCGACCACAUUGAAGUUGUGCGCAAGUUUGCCCAGUUGGAGUUCAACAAGGGCGACGCGGAACAGGCGCGGUCCUUAUUCGAAGGCUUGUUGGCUGAUGCGCCAAAGAGAAUCGAUUUGUGGAACGUUUACCUCGACCAAGAAAUCAAAUUAAAUGAGAGCAAGCAAGAUGACAAUGGCGGUAAUGUGCAGAAUAUCAGAGAUUUGUUUGAGCGAGUCGUUAGCAACAAGAAAAUCUCCAGAAAGCAAGCAAAGUUUUUCUUUAACAAGUGGUUGAAGUUUGAAGAGAACAAGGGCGAGGAGAAGAUGGUGGCUAAAGUCAAGGCCAAGGCUAUUGAGUAUGUGCAAAACCAAGAAGAGUCCACCCAAGCGUGA